This is a messenger RNA of Aureobasidium melanogenum CBS 110374, 651 nucleotides long. RefSeq names its product ribosomal protein S10. NCBI's taxonomy places the organism in Eukaryota, Fungi, Ascomycota, Dothideomycetes, Dothideales, Saccotheciaceae. Gene Ontology annotation, biological process: translation. Gene Ontology annotation, molecular function: structural constituent of ribosome. The record is from RefSeq and is a predicted model, not a curated record. Gene Ontology annotation, cellular component: small ribosomal subunit; ribosome; mitochondrion. The transcript has a single exon. The annotation marks the transcript as partial.
GCACGAGGUGUCACACUCCCAGCACGCGAGCCUUUCUUCAGCCCAGAGAUUCAGCGCGAACUCGAAGCACUCCGUCUCCCUCGUUCCAUUCACCUCAACUACCUCAAGCCUCUCAAGCGCACACCAACCCACGGUGUCCCCGCCGCCGAUCUUCAACUACGCUCCUACAGCGUGCGCAACCUCGAAUUCUUUGCCGACUUCGCUCUUCGCGCCGCUUACUACCUCAAUCUCCCUGCCAAGGGCCCUGUGCCGCUUCCCAAGAUCACCGAGCGCUGGACCGUUCCCAGAUCCAACUUCGUUCACAAGAAGAGUCAGGAAAACUUCGAGCGUAUCACAUUGAGGAGAUUGAUCCAAAUUCAAGAUGGACACCCCGAGGUUGUGCAGAUCUGGCUGGGUUUCUUGCAAAAGUACGCUUACUACGGCGUGGGUAUGAAGGCGAAUGUGUGGGAGUACUCAAGUCUGGACGUCAGCAAAGAGAUGGACGAGCAGGCUGAAAAGGCAAAGGCUUCGAUUGACGAGAGAUUGAAGUUGUUCGGUAGACGCAGCGACCGCAUCAACGAUGCUGACGUUGAUGGCAUGAUCCACGACAACAUCUUCAAGGGUGCUUCGGGUUCCCUGGCACCCAUGGGUACCUACGGCAAGUCCAACUAA